GGCAACCGGGGCCCACCAGCGUCCCUGAGGCCGGGCGCUCCGGCUCGUACCUAGGCGGCAAUAUGCGCCGGGCCCCCGCCGUGAGCGCGCUCCUGCCAAGCCCAGAGUACUACGAGAGAAUAGAGCGCCUCCAGCAAGGGCUGCGCGACAGUGAAAAGAAGAGACUAGACCUGGAAAAGAAACUGUAUGAGUAUAAUCAGUCUGACAUAUACAGAGUUAAGCUGAAAUAUAUAAAACUAAAGAAAUACCUGAAGGAAAUAUGUGAAUCUGAAAAGAGAGCUCAUACUCGAAACCAACAAUAUUUAAAGCAAUUCAAGCAUGUCGAAGCUCAUAUCGGACACUUAACUACAAGUACAGAGAAGCUUCAGGAACUGAAGAUUGAAUAUGAGACUCAAAUUAAGAAGAUCCAGCUACUCUCAAAAGAUAGCCUGGGAAUGAAAGGUGAACUGAAAGAUGAAGGCAAAGAAAAGGUUGCAGUACCAGCCAGAAUGAACUCUGUGUCCAUGUCAACAGGGUUGUAUCAACCAGCAACAAUCUUUAUGGGCCGCCAAAUGUCAGCCCUCUCAAGCAUUGGAGAUUUCAGCACAGAGCAGGAAUCUGCCCAGCCCACAAAGAACUUCUCAAUUCCCGACCCACAUUCACACCGACAGACAGCCCCAAGCAGCAGAGUGACAGACAGCUAUGUAGUACAAACUCCUAGUGACACGCAGUGCUUAACUAAGUCUGACAAAGUAGAUGGCGAGACAUCUCUUCAGAUUGGUGAGAAGACGCCAGUCACAGCACGGGCUCCCUCUGAGGAGGAACAAACUCAUUGCCUAGAGAUAGGAAGCAGCCCGAGGCACAGGGAGAGUAAUUUAUCUGAAGGCAGAAAGUCUGCAGAACUCCGUUCCUCACCACAGCAGAGAUUAAAUCCUGAGAACAGAACCAGUGAUUUAAAGUGUGACAGUUGCAGCAGAUCAGAGGGAUCAGAGGAGGGAAGACUGACACAAGAGCAUAUUGAAGUUGAGGAAGAAAGUGCCAACCUGCCUGUCUCUGCCCUAUCAGUUUCCAAGCACUGUGCAUCUGAAAAUAAGAGGUCUCCAGAGAUACACUCUGAGGGGGCCGCUUCCCCAGGUCACCUCACCCCUGGGGACCCAGAGCCUCACAGGUCCUUGGAGCACAUGCAGGAAGAGCAAGAGGAGGGAAGUGCAAGCAGCAGCAGCAGCAGCCUCACAGUCUCCAUCAGUGAAGAUGACCUCAUUUUACAGAGCCCAGAGCCACGUCUACAUGUGGGCACCCAAAUGGAGGGAGAAGCUGGGAGACAGCCCUUCACCCUAAUCCACGCUGAACAGGAAAGAGACGUCCACACCGCCAGAAAAAGUGAUGGUGUUUUGCAAACUCUGAGCUCUCCUGAUUCAAAAAAGGCAUCCUGCGCUAGCUCCCCAAGACAAUCUGAACAGGCCUCAGGCCUUGGCUUCCUGAGCACACCAUCCAGCAAGCCUGCCACCAGCCUGAAAGAAUGUGACCAGCCUCUCCACCAAGAAACAGCAGCAGCACUGAGCAAAGGUAUCACAGCAGCAUGUGAAGCCAGCUCAGCCACUCACAGUGAUGAAUCAUUGUGCAGCAUGCCAUCUAUUCUGCAGGAGGGUCCGGGGAUAAAGGACACAAAACCUGCCUUCCGGCUCAGCAGUGUUCACAUGAGAGACCAAGAAGAAGAUGAGAGCGAACAAGAAAGCAUGAGCUCAAAGGUGCCAGUCACAGAAACAAAAGCCUACCAGUUGCUGAAGAAGUCAACCCUUCAGGAGCAUCCAAAUCAGAUGGGUGACAGAUGCCGAGGCACACACGCCAUGGUAACACGGCUUUCAGGUCUGAACGCGGGCAGCAGUGCACUCCAGAUGAAGGCAGUUCACGAAGUUGCUUCGGAAGCUAGUUUCUCAUCGUGCAAAGGAAGUCCUUUGUCAAGACAUGAAGACAAAAAGAAAUUCAUGACCCAUUUGAAGUCAAGUGCCUUCUGGGGGGAGUCUGAUGACAGUAACUCAGAAAUUGAAGCUGCUUUACGUCCUAGAAGCCAGGAUGCAGCCUCUGAUGAUUUUGAUGAUUUUUAUAAUUAACACAUGGUAACAUCCGCUGGAAGUGACGCCUUUAAACUCUGCUUAUAUGGGAAAUGGUGCAGAAACUCUGAGAAACAGUCCUCAAAAAGUUAAACGUAGAGUUAACCUGACCUCAUCACUCCAAGAAGUAUUAUUUCCUAACUAAAAAGUGGAAACAACUAAAAUGUCCAUCACACAGUAGAUGGAUAAACAAAAUGACCGUACAAAAGACUGUCAUUCCUCAAUAAAAAAGAAUGGAAUACUGAUACAUGGAACAACAUGGAUAAGCCUGGAAACUAUUAAGAGAAAGGAUUCAUUCACAAAGACCAUGUGACUUACGAUUCAUGUGCAUGACAUAGCUGGGAUAGGGAAAUCCACAGAGACAGCAAAUCUGUGGUUGGCCAGGCCUGGAGUUGAGAGGGGAGAGGACUGACUGCUAGCAGAUGUGGCCAGUUUCGUUCUAAAAUUGAUGAUAGUGUCAGUUGUACAACUCUGCAUAAAAAUGACCCUGUGCUUUGGAAUAGGUGAGUUAUAUGUUAUAAUAUGAAUCGUGUGUCAGUAUUUUUUGAAAGGAAAUUGAUGAAUACAUUUUGGAGGCUGGUGAAUGAACACCUAUGGGCAACUCUGCUUUAAUGAUUUGUUUUGCAUUGUUUAUGUUUUCUUCUUCCUUAUCCACUAUACAAAAAAUAAAUAAAUAAAUAAACAAGAUUUAACUGUAAUGGUCACUGCCAUUAUUUGAAUUUCCCUCCAAAGUUCAUAAGGAAGUUUCAUUACUGUUGUAACCGUCUUAUGAGGUUAGGCUGGGAAUGAACGCCAUUACCAUGGAAAGGAAAGGUCUGCCCCCACCCUUUAUGCGUCACGCUCACAUGUCCCUCUGAAACGUUGCAGCAGGAAGUCUGUGACUGUGUGCUGGCACAGUGCACUUGCACUUCCAGCCCACAGAGCUGUUACUCUAAGUCUGUGUUCUUAUAAAGCACCCAGCCUCUGGUAUUCUGUCCCAACACAGACUGGCCUAGUCAUUCUACAGAAAAAUGAAGGGAUACAUUAUGGCCUAAAGUACAUACACAGUGGAAGGAUUUGGAAUCAUUCUGUUUUUGGACUGGAAAAGCAUUUAACGAUUACCAGAUCUUCAAACAUGAGAGCCACAGAGACAUUAUUUAAUCUAACAUUCUCAUUUUAGAAAGCUGGCCAAAAUGGUAAGUUAUAUAUGUGCACAUUUGCACCCAUGCACACACACAGUGGGCAGUCAGAAACUAAAUG
Messenger RNA from Octodon degus (degu), 3329 nucleotides. It is a transcript of the gene Kiz, whose product is annotated as kizuna centrosomal protein. Gene Ontology annotation, biological process: spindle organization. Gene Ontology annotation, cellular component: centrosome. NCBI's taxonomy places the organism in Eukaryota, Metazoa, Chordata, Mammalia, Rodentia, Octodontidae. The record is from RefSeq and is a predicted model, not a curated record. The transcript is spliced from 13 exons. Bases 63 to 2090 code for a protein of 675 amino acids.